Paramecium octaurelia is the source of this 389-nucleotide messenger RNA. Lineage: Eukaryota; Ciliophora; Oligohymenophorea; Peniculida; Parameciidae. The record is from the annotation of a GenBank genome assembly.
AUUAUUAACCCAGAUGCAUAAAUUUGACACUAUAUAAGGAAAACUAUUCUAUACAGUGUACAUGAUGCAUCAACAAAGACAGAUUGACACAAAACAGAAAGGGAAAUUGAAAGGUAUGGAAGUGUGUGUAUGUAGAAUCAUAGACUUGAUUAUUUAAAAACACCCAUCGUUGAAUAAAAUUGAAACUGACAACACUGUAAUUGCAAGACGUAGUUUGCUUGAUCUUGCAGAUACAGAGGAGAAUGAAUAAGAUUGCUAGAAAGUAGAAAAGAAAAGACCUAUUGCAAUUAGACCAAUUUUAACAAAUAGUAAAUUCAAAUCAAGUCGAUCUUUGAUGUCAUCUCCUUAACGUAAAUGAAUGUAAAUAAAUAUGUAUCAUUGCCAAUGAC